Cadophora gregata is the source of this 222-nucleotide messenger RNA. RefSeq lists its product as uncharacterized. The record is from RefSeq and is a predicted model, not a curated record. The coding region runs from base 1 to 222 and encodes 73 amino acids. NCBI's taxonomy places the organism in Eukaryota, Fungi, Ascomycota, Leotiomycetes, Helotiales, Ploettnerulaceae. The transcript has 2 exons.
AUGUGGAAUGACUGGCAGAGACUGAACUGGACUGUUCGCAAAGAUGAAAUUGCGGGCCCUGACACUAUGUGGGCAUAUCCAUGGAACUACUUUGGCGACAUUCCGUAUCAAAACAUCACUCUCAAUACCACUCUGUCAUAUGGUCCUCUUAGCCCCACUAUCAAUAUCGGCCAGGUAAUGGAUAUAUCACGCGUAGAUCUGGGAGCAGACGAAUAUGCUUGA